This is a messenger RNA of Ostrinia furnacalis (Asian corn borer), 1584 nucleotides long. RefSeq lists its product as uncharacterized. NCBI's taxonomy places the organism in Eukaryota, Metazoa, Arthropoda, Insecta, Lepidoptera, Crambidae. The transcript has 8 exons. The record is from RefSeq and is a predicted model, not a curated record. The annotation marks the transcript as partial.
GUGUGGGAGCAGUGGGUGCAGACCGCGCCGCCUCUUUUAUCUCGCGCAGCUGUAUACUGUGUGCACACGCUGACCGCCUACGAACCGUAUGCGUCGCUCGCUGACGCCUGCAUGGCGGUGUCUUUUAUGAAUGAGACCGCGCCGCCGCUGCUGUCUCGCGCAGCUGUGUCCUGUGUGCACACGCUGACUGCCUACGAGCCCUACGCGGCGCUCGCUGAUGCCUGCGUGCGUGCAUACUUGAGCAGUCCUGCUGUAUACUGUGUGCACACGCUGACCGCCUACGAGCCCUACGCGGCGCUCGCUGAUGCUUGCCGCGACGGGUCGCCGCUGUGCUUCCGUGUACGUCUGCACGCCGCCUACGUCACGCUCGCGGCGCACGACCACGCCCCCAGCGCUAUACGCGCCGCGCUAUUGGCGCUACUUGCUGCUGAAGUAGACUUCCUUAUUGAGUACGUCACGCUCGCGGCGCACGACCACGCCCCCAGCGCUAUACGCGCCGCGCUAUUGGCGCUACUUGCUGCUGAAGUAGACUUCAUCGAACACGAAGUCAUCGUAGCCGUAUGGAUCUGCGCCACGUGCCGGCUCGUACGAGAGCUGAGCUUCGAGGCCGCCGAGGGCGAAGCGCGAGCCGCGGCGCACGCGCUGCUGACGCGCUGCGCCGAGCCGCCGCGCCGCUCGCUGCUGCAACUUGUGUCGCUACAGGCGUUUAAAGGCAGCUCUACUCAGUCGCAUCGUCUCCUCUCUCUAUUCGCGUUGUGCGUGCUCUCUCCCACGGCAACCGGCGAGGCGCGCGCGUUCGAAGCGGCUUGCGGGACGGUCCAAGGUUUGGGGCCCGACGUGGCCAACUGGGGCCGGGCCCCACAUCCCAAGAGGCUGCCAAGAUUGGCUAUGAGACUGUACCCCAAUCACGAGAAGUAUUUCAGAGAAGAACUGGAUAUGGUGCCCGAAGAAAACACUAGAAGGUAACAUUUAUUAUUCCAUGGUUAAAUGCGAGCGGAAAAUAUGGAUGAGCAAACUUAUAGUCAUGGUUAUAUCUGGGCAGACGAUGUGGUUAUUUAACCUAAUGCUGGACAUUGGAGAUUGAAAUGGGGGCUAAAAUCAAGAGUCAAUGAAACUUGUGAAUGACCUUUUAAAAGUUCCGUCAAAAACUAAUGCCCGUUUUUAAGUGACCUCUUUGAAUACAAAACUCCUGUUAUAUGUUACCAUAAUUAUGGGUCACUUAAAAAUUAGGGAUUGAUGGUGAAAACGGCAUAAGACUAAGGUCAUAAUGUUGUCUAGUUUUUGCGCAAGAGUUUUGAUAGUUGUCUAGUCAAUUAUAAACGAAAAUGCCAAAAAACUCUUCACUAAAUUUUGGAGCCGCUCUCAUUACAAAAAAGAACACAUAUCAAAAAGUGAUUUUCGGAGAUACAGCACUUUUGCGGCAGCGUCGCUUUAUAUCGCCAUUUCAAGGGAGCUUUAAAUUAUGAUCAGUUAUAGAUAAGAAGAUUUGACCUUGUUACGUGAACAGCGUUGUUACUUGAAGGUAAUCGGAAUGUUAGAUAUGUUAGGUACUUAUAUUACUCAAAUUACUUUGCGAAAAAUCUA